CUGCGGCUUUUCACAGCAGAAGUGCCAUCCUGGCCUGAUGAGAGUGCAUACUCAUUCCGUCGUCACCACAGCAGUGUCGAAGCUGCUGCCAGAAAGAGUCCCCACCCCACGCCCUUGCUUUGCCACCUCGGUGCCGUGCGUGAACGUCUCGUUCGACCUCGAUAGGCCGCAACGUGCGCGUCUAGUUCAGUCUAAUCUAGUAAAGUCUAGUAUAGUCGAGUAUUGUCUACUCUACCUCGCGUGCCAGGUCUGCCUGCCCGCGCGCGCAUGGAGGCGGAGGGCGGCGAGUUGACGGAGUACGAGCGCCUGCGGCAGCGGAUCCAGGAGCGCAAUGCGGCGAAGCUCCGCCAGCUCGGCGUCACCGCGUCCGCGGAAGACCUCUCCUCCGCAAUUGCCGCCAAGAAGCGCGCCGCCCCUCACCGCACCAAGCCCCACCCCGCGGAACCGCAGCAGCCCUUGCGCCGAUCCCUUCGCAAUCGCGGCAUGGCCCCGGAAAGCAACCCCGCUGGUAGCGCGGGGGCCGGGGGGAGCGUGGGGGGCGGGGGGACUGUUUCCUCCAGCGCUGGCGCUGCUAUCGUGGAGGAGGUUCCGCUUGACGGACACGUGGGCGCGCGGAGUUUGAACCGGGAGGCGGAGGAGGAUGAGGCGCUCAUGCGCGUGCUGCGCGCGCGGAUGGUGGCGCGGGGCUUUGCGCUGGAGACAGAGGGAAAGGACAGGGACGAGGGGGAGGAGGAGGAAGACGAGGAGGGCAAGCGAGAGGGAGACGGUGGGGCGCAGUUGGGAAGCGGAGAGGAGAAGGGGGGUAGGAGAGGGAAGGGAGGAGAGGCGGUGAAAGAGGAAGGUCAGGAAGUAGGGGGUGGUGUGGGGCGGGUGCUACGACUGCCGCUGCCAGGCAAGCGAGUGAAGGGGAGAGGAAGAGCGGGGGUUAAGGAAGAAGAGGGAGAGGGAGAGGGGGGAUUGCAGAGCGUGAAGGGAGGGGCGGUGGAGGAGGGGUUGAGGGAGCAGGGCAGGGAGGAGUUGGAGGCGGGGAGGUUGCGUCUGGUGGAGGGCGAUGUGGGCAAGCUGACCAAGGAGAGAAUACACAACGUCACUGUGCUGCCGUUCCUGGAUCGGCUGGUGGUGGUGGCAGGGGAUAAGAUGGGGCAGGUGGGCGUGUGGGACCUGGGCCACAUGGGCGCGCAUGGCUGCUCCGCUGCUGCUGCUGGUGGGAGUGGCAGCGCGGAUGGCGGGGAAGACGCGGAUGGGGAGGGAGGGGCGUCAGAAGGUGCUACUGGCAUCUUCACCUUCCGCCCCCACCGCAACCCGGUGUCUGGCCUCGCCUACUGCCCGCUCUCCCUCUCCAAUGUUUACACCGCCUCGUAUGACGGCACCAUCCGCUGCCUGGACGUGACUCGCGCCUCCUUCCUCCUCCUGCACUCCUCGUCCCAGUUCACCUUCUCCACCCUCACCCCCUCGCCCCCCUCCUCGCCCUUCUCCCCUCUCCUCCUCCUCGGCACCGACAGCGGCCACCUCGUUGCCUUUGAUCCCCGGGCCUCCCACGGGGGCCCUGUGGGCAGCUGGGAAGUUCACGACAAGAAGGUCAGCACGGUCAGCUUCUGCCCCGGGCAGGAGGAAAUAAUUGCCACGGCGUCAACUGACCGGACGGUGCGCCUGUGGGAUGUGCGAAAGAUGGUGGGAGGCGGGGGAGGAGGGGGAGGAGGAGGGGAAAGAAGGGGGAAGCGGAGGAAGACAGGUGGCGAAGGGCAGGGAGUGGGGGGCGGUGGGUCUGCGUUCCACGCAGCGCACUCCUCCUCUCAUGCUUCUCCUUUGCUGGAGCUGCCGCAUGCGCGUGGAGUCAACUCCGCGUACUUCUCUCCUGAUGGGGCCUUCCUGGCGUCCACAAGCUAUGACGACACCAUUCGCCUGUGGUCCAGGGAGCAGUGGAGCCAAUCCGUUUCUGCAUCGUCCAACACCACUCCAGCACAUCCCAAGCCGUACAUGUCAAAGAGGCACAACAACCAGACAGGCCGAUGGGUCUCGUCCUUCAGAGCGGUGUGGGCGAGUGACAGCCAGCACGUGGUGGUGGCCGGCAUGGGGCGCACGUUCGACAUCCUCUCAGCCGCCUCCGGCGCGUGGCUGCCGCCUCUUGCCAGCGUGGAGCUGAUGACGUCCAUCCCGGCCCGCCUGGCCAUGCACCCCUCGCUGCCCGUCAUUGCUGGUGGCAGCGCCAGUGGACGCGUCUUCGUGUGGCGCCCCGCUGCUGCUGCUGCGGGUGGUGGUGAUGAUACUGAUGAUGCUGAUGCUGAUGAUGCUGAUGGUGGUGAUGCUGCAGAUGGGGCAUGAGACGGGAGGGAUGGAUACCUUGGGCCUGGCGUGGACGUGGGAUACUAGCUUGUUUGUCAGCUGUGUAGAAGUAUGCUGAGCUGUUAGGCAGGUAGGAGGUAUGUU
Closterium sp. NIES-67 is the source of this 2427-nucleotide messenger RNA. Lineage: Eukaryota; Viridiplantae; Streptophyta; Zygnematophyceae; Desmidiales; Closteriaceae. The record is from the annotation of a GenBank genome assembly.